AUGGGAAAGCGUAAGAGAGAAGAUGAGGAGGAGGGUGAGGCGGGAGAGGAAGUUGUAGCGAAAGAAGAGAGCCUUGACCAGUCGGCCGUUGACCUGGACGAGAGUCAGACAAAGCCCGCCGUGACUACUAGGUCUUACGACGAACUGGUGGAGCUAGCCAGUGUCAUCGCCAAACCUAUGGCCAGCAGAAAGCUAACCAAGAGGCUCUACAAAGCCGUGAGGAAGGCCAAGAAAGCCAAGAAGCUUCGGCGAGGCGUACGUGAGGUGGUGAAGGCCCUGCGAAAGAACGAAAAGGGAGUGGUUGUUUUGGCGGGAGACGUGAGUCCCAUUGACGUCAUCUCUCACAUCCCCGUAUUCUGCGAGGAGAAGGAGGUGCCGUACUGCUACGUCCCGUGUCGGAAGGACCUCGGUCUUGCUGGAGGGACGCAGAGACCCACCAGUGUGGUGAUGGUCCAGAGUGGGAAGGACUAUGAGGAUGUGUAUCAGGACUGCCAUAGUCAAGUCAGCGGACUCCCCAUGCCACUGUAG
Molecule: messenger RNA, 528 nt
Organism: Geodia barretti
Lineage: Eukaryota; Metazoa; Porifera; Demospongiae; Tetractinellida; Geodiidae
Source: the annotation of a GenBank genome assembly